UCGACGCGGUUUCGGUCCCAACGCACCUAGUCCCUGGCCAUGGACUCCCAGAAAGAAGCUCUACAGAGGAUCAUUUCAACCCUGGCAAAUAAAAAUGACGAAAUUCAGAACUUUAUUGAUACACUAAAUCAAACACUAAAAGGAGUUCAGGAGAAUUCUUCUAACAUACUUUCGGAGUUAGAUGAAGAAUUUGAUAGUUUAUAUUCUAUUUUGGAUGAGGUGAAAGAAAGUAUGAUUAACAGUAUCAAGCAGGAACAAGCUCGUAAGUCACAAGAGUUACAGAGUCAGCUCACUCAAUGUAAUAAUGCCUUGGAGAACUCGGAAGAACUACUAGAAUUUGCAACACGGUCACUAGAUAUAAAGGAACCUGAAGAAUUUUCAAAGGCUGCCAGACAGAUCAAGGAUAGAGUAACAAUGGCUUCAGCCUUUCGCCUUUCUUUGAAACCAAAGGUCAGUGACAACAUGACUCAUUUAAUGGUGGAUUUUUCUCAGGAAAGACAGAUGCUGCAAACUUUGAAGUUUUUGCCAGUCCCUAAAGCUCCAGAGAUAGAUCCAGUAGAGUGUUUGGUGGCUGACAAUUCUGUAACAGUAGCUUGGAGAAUGCCAGAAGAAGAUAAUAAGAUUGAUCAUUUUAUACUGGAACAUCGGAAAACUAAUUUUGAUGGACUUCCACGUGUAAAGGAUGAACGAUGCUGGGAAGUAAUCGAUAAUAUUAAGGGUACCGAGUAUACACUAUCAGGCUUGAAGUUUGAUUCAAAGUAUAUGAAUUUCAGAGUACGAGCUUGUAACAAAGCUGUAGCUGGAGAGUAUUCUGAUCCAGUGACUCUAGAGACCACAGCACUAAACUUCAGUUUGGAUAACUCAUCAUCCCAUUUGAACCUGAGAGUUGAAGAUACCUGUGUAGAGUGGGAUCCUACUGGAGGAAAAGGUCAAGAAAAUAAAAUGAAAGGGAAAGAGAAUAAGGGCAGUGUCCAUGUUACUUCACUGAAGAAACAUACAAGUGGCACACCAUCCCCCAAACGGACAUCCAUAGGCUCCAGGCCACCAGCAGUAAGAGGCAGCAGAGAUCGUUUCACUGGGGAAUCAUACACAGUGCUGGGAGACACUGCUAUUGAAAGUGGACAACAUUAUUGGGAGGUCAAAGCCCAGAAGGAUUGUAAAUCCUACAGUGUGGGAGUAGCAUACAAGACUUUGGGGAAAUUUGACCAGUUAGGAAAGACAAACACUAGCUGGUGUAUCCAUGUCAACAACUGGCUACAGAACACAUUUGCAGCAAAGCAUAAUAAUAAAGUCAAAGCCUUGGAUGCUACUGUUCCUGAGAGAAUAGGUGUAUUUUGUGAUUUUGAUGGGGGUCAACUUUCUUUCUAUGAUGCAAGCUCAAAACAGUUGUUGUAUUCCUUUAAGACGAAAUUUACUCAGCCAGUACUACCUGGUUUCAUGGUUUGGUGUGGUGGACUUUCUUUGAAUACUGGGAUGCAGGUUCCAAGUGCUGUGAGAACACUUCAGAAAAGUGAAAACGGAAUGACUGGUUCAGCUAGCAGCCUAAACAAUGUUACUCAGUAAUGCUUACUCAGAAUAUGUUUACCCCCCUUCUGAUUGGGUGACCUUUUCUGUGCAGUUACUAAUCACAGAAAUUUAUGAGUGGUGGAAAUCAGGAUGGUUACGCUCUGCUUUAAGGCCUGGAAUGUGUUAGCAUUAAGCAUCUAAUGCAAAGUACUCACGGGAACCUACUGUGCAGUAUCAUCAAGCAAGCAGAUAGGAAAGCAAGAAACUGAUGUUUUGAAGAGUAAAUGGGAAGAAAGGCAGUGUUUAAAUAGUUAAAUAGAAACUCACUUUUGUGUUGGAUUACUUUGGCUCUUCUAAUAUGUUUAGUUAUGUAUGGUAGCCCUAGGACCUGAGAGGAAAGCAUUUAAAGCUGUCGUCUUUUCUCUAUACUUUUUCUUUAUCUCAUCACUACCUAUUACUACAUUCUUACACUGAAGCUUUAAAAA
This is a messenger RNA of Odobenus rosmarus divergens (Pacific walrus), 1991 nucleotides long. It is a transcript of the gene FSD1L, whose product is annotated as fibronectin type III and SPRY domain containing 1-like. Bases 40 to 1563 code for a protein of 507 amino acids. Gene Ontology annotation, molecular function: protein binding. The transcript is spliced from 14 exons. NCBI's taxonomy places the organism in Eukaryota, Metazoa, Chordata, Mammalia, Carnivora, Odobenidae. The record is from RefSeq and is a predicted model, not a curated record.